AUUCCGGGAAGACAUCAACCCGGAAGUGAUUUUAUAGCUGUACAUUGAGUUUGUGUUUUGUUUUGUAACACAGAGCAGUGAAGCUGCCAGGGACCAGCCAUGGGGAAAUCGUUUGCCAAUUUCAUGUGUAAGAAGGAUUUCCAUCCUGCCUCUAAAUCCAACAUCAAAAAGGUAUGGAUGGCAGAGCAGAAAAUAACAUAUGAUAAGAAAAAACAGGAAGACUUAAUGUCACAGUAUUUAAAGGAACAAGAUUCAUAUAACAACAGAGUACUUCUGGGUGAUGAGCGAGUAAAGAAUGGAUUGAACUUCAUGUAUGAAGCACCUCCUGGAGCUGAAAAAGAAAUAAAAGAGCAAGAAGGUGAAACAACCGAAUACAAAUUUGAAUGGCAGAAGAUGGCUCCACGUGAAAAGUAUGCAAAGGAUGACAUGAACAUAAGAGAUCAGCCGUUUGGUAUACAAGUCCGCAAUGUGAGGUGUAUCAAAUGCCAUAAGUGGGGUCAUGUGAACACAGAUCGGGAAUGCCCAUUAUUUGGACUUUCUGGAAUAAAUGCAAGUUCUGUAACCACAGAUGGAUCAGGACCAUCAAUGCACCCUUCCGAGUUAAUGGCGGAGAUGAGAAACAGUGGCUUUGCACUGAAAAAAAACGUGCUCGGGAGAAACUUGACCGUAAACGAUCCAUCACAGGGUUUUGUUGUAAGUGAAGCUGAAGAAGAAGAUGAUGAUCCAGAAGUAGAGUUUUUAAAAUCUCUGACCACAAAACAGAAACAAAAGCUCUUAAGAAAAUUAGAUCGUCUUGAGAAGAAAAAGAAAAAAGACAAGAAAAAGAAAAAGAUGCAGAAGAAAAAAAACAAGAAUAAACACAAGAAGCACAAGAGCAGCAGCCACAGUUCCAGUAGCAGCAGCUCGUCCAGUAACUCUUCCAGUAGUGACAGUGAGUCUGAGAGCGAGGAAGAGAAAAGACACCGAAAAAAGAAGACAGACCGUGAAAAGCUUGCUAAGAAGCAUGAUGAUGGUAGUGGUUCAGAAGAAAGACCCACGUCAAGGAAGAAUAAUAUAUCGGAAGAUGCUACAAGUAGUAAAAGGAAAGACCAUAAAGACAAUGCUAGGAGUAGCACCAGCUAUGACAUAAACGAGAGGUCCGGGAGUCAUCAGGAAAGGAGAGACCAACACAGAACUGAAGACUACAGCCGGACGUCCCGCAAAGAAGACCGAUCAGAGAAAAGCCAUCACAGAUCAAGAUCUAGCAGAAGCCCAAGUAAUGGUGCAAACAAGGAUCAUCGGCGAAGAAUCCGAAGUAGAAGCCGAGAUCACUACAGAGAGAAACUGGUGCAGGAGAGUGGAAAAUGUAGAGACAAGGAGAAAGGAAGAGAGAGAAAAAGCAGGAGUCCAGAUAGAGACCAUAAAAGGAGAUAACCUUUUUUUUUUUUUAUCAUUAAAAUGCUAUGGAACUGUUCUUUAUGUAUCUGUAUAAGAUUUAUAAUUUCAUUGCCAACAUUUUUAAUUCCCCAUUCAUUUUGUCGGCAGGAAUAUUUUCAUCAGAAAAAUUUAUUUCACUACCUGUCCUAAGAAAUAAAAAAAAAUCAAAAAAAAAAUCAGCUAAAUCAUAAUAAAUGAAC
This is a messenger RNA of Pelobates fuscus (common spadefoot toad), 1616 nucleotides long. It is a transcript of the gene CIRSR, whose product is annotated as corepressor interacting with RBPJ, CIR1. NCBI's taxonomy places the organism in Eukaryota, Metazoa, Chordata, Amphibia, Anura, Pelobatidae. The transcript has 10 exons. Gene Ontology annotation, molecular function: transcription corepressor activity. The coding region runs from base 100 to 1413 and encodes 437 amino acids. Gene Ontology annotation, cellular component: nucleus. The record is from RefSeq and is a predicted model, not a curated record. Gene Ontology annotation, biological process: negative regulation of DNA-templated transcription.